Messenger RNA from Rhinopithecus roxellana (golden snub-nosed monkey), 284 nucleotides. Its product is annotated as 40S ribosomal protein S27-like. Gene Ontology annotation, cellular component: cytosolic small ribosomal subunit; ribosome. The record is from RefSeq and is a predicted model, not a curated record. The coding region runs from base 18 to 269 and encodes 83 amino acids. Gene Ontology annotation, biological process: translation; ribosomal small subunit assembly. Lineage: Eukaryota; Metazoa; Chordata; Mammalia; Primates; Cercopithecidae. Gene Ontology annotation, molecular function: structural constituent of ribosome; RNA binding. The transcript has a single exon.
CCUACCCAUACGAGAACAUGCCUCUCGCAAAGGAUCUCCUUCAUCUCUUCCCAGAAGAGAAGAGGAAACACAAGAAGAAACGCCUGGUGCAGAGCCCCAAUUCCUACUUCAUGGAUGUGAAAUGCCCAGGAUGCUAUAAAAUCACCACGGUCUUUGGCCAUGCACAAACGGUAGUUUUGUGUGUUGGCUGCUCCACUGUCCUCUGCCAGCCUACAGGAGGAAAAGCAAGGCUUACAGAAGGAUGUUCCUUUAGAAGGAAGCAGCACUAAAAGCACUCUGAAUCA